AUGGGGAGGUCACCAUGCUGUGAGAAGAUGGGUUUGAAAAAAGGACCAUGGACUCCUGAGGAAGACCAGAAGCUCUUGACUUACAUCGAACACCAUGGCCAUGGAAGCUGGCGUGCCUUGCCGCCAAAAGCAGGGCUCCAAAGAUGUGGGAAGAGCUGUCGUCUGAGGUGGACCAAUUACCUGAGGCCCGACAUCAAAAGAGGGAAGUUUAGUUUGCAAGAAGAUCAGAGUAUCAUUCAGCUCCAUGCUCUUAUCGGAAACAGGUGGUCGGCUAUAGCAACUCAUUUGCCUAAGAGGACGGACAAUGAGAUCAAGAACUACUGGAACACACAUCUCAAGAAGAGACUAACCAAGCUGGGCAUCGAUCCCAUGACCCACAAGCCGAGGCACCACCACGGCUCCGGCAGCGGCCACGCUAAGGACGCUGCCAACAUAAGCCACAUGGCUCAGUGGGAGAGCGCCCGCCUUGAAGCCGAAGCCAGGCUCGUUAGAGAAUCCAAGCUGCAGGUCAUCUCCACCACCAACCCCAACCACCUCCUGAUCAGCAGCUCCUCCGACGCAACCCAUCAAGGACAUGUCAUCAACAAAGCUCCGCCGGGUCUGCCGUGUUUGGAUGUGCUCAGAGCAUGGCAAGGAACAUGGUCGACAAAGCCCACGGUUAGAAACGUUAACAGCACAAUUAUUUCGGGUGGUUCUAUGAUGUCCAUGGACGACCUCGAGUCUCCAACAUCCACCUUGAACUUCCCACAUAUUAACGCACUUAAUCCUCCAAUGCAAAAUGCCGUUAACAUUAACGGGCUCAACGAAAAUCCUGUGGUUCCAUCCGAGGUAUUGCAGGACAAUGUUAAUGUUACAUUUGGUUGUAUGGAUGCUUGUGCUGCUACACUUGCGUGGUUUGUGGAGGAGGGUACGUUUAGCUCAGGGAAUGAUGAGGAGGUCGGGAAUGUGAUAAUGCCAGCUGGAGUUUCAAAUAUCAUGAUGGAGGACUUCACUGAUGUUUUGGUUUACAACUCGUCGCUGGCCGGAGAGAUCUCUGAUAACGGCGGCAGCCACUUUGAGGAGAACAGGAGCUACUGGGACAGUAUACUCAAUUUGGUGAACGCUUCACCGUCUGGGUCGCCUGUGUUUUGA
Molecule: messenger RNA, 1131 nt
Organism: Prunus persica (peach)
Lineage: Eukaryota; Viridiplantae; Streptophyta; Magnoliopsida; Rosales; Rosaceae
Product: myb-related protein 306-like
Exons: 3
Coding region: 1-1131 (376 amino acids)
Source: RefSeq, a predicted model, not a curated record